AAUCCUUCUCGUGAUCUGCGUGAUCCAGUCCGGGUUUACAGCUUUCUCCAACGUAACGUUAGCCUACUAUGUGUGUGAAUGCAUGAGUGUGUGUGUGUGUGUGUGUGUGUGAGAGAGAGUGAGAGAGAGAUCGAGCCUUGUUUACAGCGUCAAUUCAACGGAGAGAGACUACAUGAUCUACUCUACAUCCUUCACAUCUCCUAAAUGAACACAGAUCCGAUCCCUCACUCAUCAUCAUCUGUGUCCUCCAUUGGCCGCGUCUCGAAGGGAAAAAUCAAGGUCUGAAAUCUCAGACUGAAGAUGGUGGGAGGCAGAGAGAGACCAUUUUAAAGCCUGGACGGAUGUUAUUUGGCAUCUUUCGGAGUUUCUCCGCCGAUUUUAGGCCUUUAAGAACGCUGGAUGAGAAGUGCUAGGCUUCUUGCAGCUGAUGAAGAUCACAGACACAUAGGCACACACGUCCAGACUGUUUUAGCCAGCGGAUCUAAGCGGGUUUCACCGGACUACAGCUAAAAUCAGCCUGCGUGGAGACCUACAACGUGUUUUUCCAAAAUUUCCCACGACACGGAGCAUGGAAUUGCGGAUUAUCGAGCCGUUACGUGUUUUUCUGGGUUAUUAUCACAUAUAUCGACGAGGAAAAGCUGUCCAGAAUAAUAUUAAACACGGUUGAGCAGCGCGAGAAUCAGUGCGGGUGAAUCCGCCUCAUGGUGAGGGCAAAGCGGGCUGGGUCUGCUGGAUAAUCUCGCUGGGGUGUCUGGAGGAUCAUUUAUCCCAGCAAAAACACAUCGAAGAUGGACGAAAUUGGUUUUGUUUGAUUAUUUCCAGCUGCUGUGCAUCUAUUUUUUUUUCACCCCCUCCAUAAGGAGGAACCAAUCUGGAUAAACCAACUUUAAUGAUAUUUUUUUGUACUGAAAAGACUUCAAGCAUCAUCCACUUUGAAGGGUUGAGAGCUGUCUCCCCUGUUUUGUUAUAUUUAUAAUUAUUUUUUAAAACAAGUUUUUGCCUUGUUUUUGUACAGGAAUGAGGUCUAGCAGACAGAGGCGAUAUUGGACCUUGUUUUCUGGUCUGGUCUUGGUCCUCUUGACACUUUGUCAUGGAGAAAUCUGUGGUCCAGGCAUUGACAUUGGUAAUGACAUCAGUAAUUUCAAGCGGCUGGAGAACUGUACAGUGGUUGAGGGAUACCUGCAGAUCCUCCUCAUUGGAAGCAAAAACAAUAACAACCAGGAGGUCUUCCGCACCCUCAGUUUCCCCAAACUGACCAUGAUUACGGAUUAUCUUCUCCUCUUCCGUGUAUCUGGGCUGGUCAGCCUCAGCACCCUUUUUCCAAACCUCGCCGUGAUCCGGGGCCGUAACUUGUUCUACAACAACGCCCUGGUCAUAUUUGAGUUAACCAGCCUGAAGGACAUCGGCCUUUACAACCUGCGGAACAUCACAAGGGGCGCGAUACGAAUCGCGAAGAAUCCAGAGCUCUGCUACCUGGAUUCUGUGGACUGGUCUCUCAUUAUGGAUGCUGAAUUUAACAUUUUCAUUGAUGGAAAUAAGCAGUCCAAGGAGUGCGGAGAUGUUUGCCCGGGAAUCAUGGAGGACAACCCUCUGUGUAUUAAGACGAACUUCUACAACAAUGAAAAUUACAGAUGCUGGACCUCCAACCAUUGCCAGAAAGUUUGUCCGAAGGGGUGUGGACAGCGGGCGUGCACGGAUUCGGGCGAGUGCUGCCACCCGCAGUGCCUGGGCAGCUGCACUGUGCCCAACAGCGACAGGGCCUGUGCCGCCUGUCUGCACUACUAUCACGAGGGCCGCUGCGUGGAGGACUGUCCACUCGGCACGUACAAGUUUGAGGGCUGGCGCUGCAUCACCAAGGACUUCUGCUCCAAGGUCCACCUGCCUGAUUACGACCGCUUCGUCAUCCACGGAGGAGAGUGUAUGUCCGACUGCCCACCCGGCUUCACGCGUGAUGAGAACCGCAGCAGCAUGUUCUGCACUGCCUGUGACGGCCUGUGUGACAAGAUCUGUGAUGAAAAGGUCAUUGACUCGGUGGACGCGGCUCAGUCCCUCAAGGGCUGCACCGUUAUCAAAGGCAACCUGCAUAUCAACAUCCGCCGCGGCACUAACAUAGCCUCGGAGCUGGAGAACUUCCUGGGACUCAUCAAGACAGUGACAGGAUACAUUAAGAUACGUUCAUCACAUGCCCUGAGCUCGCUCUCCUUCCUCAAGAGCCUCAGACACAUCUAUGGAGAGGAACUAUGGGAUGACAUGUAUGCCUUUGCUGCCUUGGAUAACCAGAAUCUCCAGCUUUUGUGGGACUGGUCCCAGCACAAUCUCACCAUUAAUGUUGGAAAACUGUAUUUCCGCUUGAACCCCAAACUCUGCAUGUCCGAGAUCCACAAAAUGUGGGAGAAAACAGGAAUUAAGGAGAAGUUUUUGGAAGGAGAUUUCCGCAACAAUGGAGACCGUGCAAGCUGUGGGAGUGAAAUCCUAAAGUUCCUAUCGAAUACCACGAGUAGUAAUAGAAUCAAGCUGGUGUGGGAUGGUUUUCGACCAGCCAACUCCAGAGACCUUGUCAGUUUUAUUGUAUACUACAAAGAAGCGCCUUUCCAGAACCUGACUGAGUUUGAUGGUCAGGACGGUUGUGGAUCUGACAGCUGGAACAUGGUUGACGUGGAUUUACAGGAAGACCAAAUCCAAAACCCGGGUGUUACGCUCACCAUGCUGAAGCCCUGGACUCAGUAUGCUAUCUUUGUUAAAGCUGUAACAUUAGUCGUGGAGGACAGGGACAGGGACAAGGACAGACAGCGUCUUGGGGCGAAGAGCGAAGUGGUAUACAUUUGGACUAAACCAUCAGCACCCUCAAUGCCUGUAGACAUUCGUGCAUACUCUAAUUCUUCAUCAAAGCUGGUGGUGCGGUGGUCUCCACCUGUCUCCCCCAACGGAAACACCACCUACUACCUGCUCCGCUGGAAGCAGCAGGGCGAGGACCGUGAGCUCUACCAGCACAACUACUGCUCUAAAGAACUGAAGAUCCCAAUCAGGAUUUCAGCCACGGGUUUGACAGAAAUCGAGAACACCAAACCCACCAAUCCUGAAGCAGGGGGGCGGGACAAAGUUCCCUGUUGUCCAUGCCCUAAAACAGAGGAGGAUCUGAAACGAAUCGAGGAAGACAUCUACUACCGCAAAGCCUUUGAGAACUUCCUCCACAAUGCCAUAUUCACCCCCAGACCUCCUGACAGGCGACGGCGGGAUCUCUUUGGUGUGGCCAAUGCUACUUCCCUCCACACUCUGUUGGUGGGAAACUGGAACCUGACAGAGGGAAACUUCUCAGAUAACGAGCCACCUAGACAGGAAUUUUCCUUUAUAGAAAAGAAGGUGAAGGAGCGUAGCGCUGACAUCGGCGGCCUGCAUCCCUUCACCGUUUACCGCAUCGACGUGCACGCCUGCAACAAAGAGGUUCAACACUGCAGCGUAGCCGCAUUUAUCUUUUCCCGCACCAAAGCCGCAGAAAGAGCCGAUGACAUUCCUGGCCCUGUGACCUGGGAACAUCUGGAGGGUUCUGUGUUCCUGAAAUGGCCUGAACCACAAAAACCCAAUGGCCUGAUCCUACUGUAUGAGAUUCAGUAUCGUCUUGGAACUGAGCCGGAGAAGCACGAGUGUGUGUCCCGUCAACAUUACAGGGAGCACAAAGGGGUGAAACUCUCCAACUUGGGAGCUGGGAACUAUUCUGUCCGUGUGCGGGCUACGUCCCUCGCUGGAAACGGGUCAUGGACAGAACGCAUAGCUUUCUAUGUGAAUCAGAUUGAACAAUCAAAUUACGAGCACUACCUGUACUACAUCAUCAUCCCUAUUUUCCUGAUUUGUGUCCUCGGCGCUGGAAUGGCUUUCUUCUGUUUUAACAAGAGACGAAACAGUGACAGGCUUGGAAACGGAGUCCUUUACGCAUCUGUUAACCCCGAGUACUUCAGCGCAGCAGAAAUGUAUGUGCCGGAUGAAUGGGAAGUGGAGCGAGAGAAAAUCACCAUGUGCCGAGAGCUUGGACAAGGAUCCUUUGGUAUGGUGUAUGAGGGCAUCGCCAAAGGUGUCGUCAAAGAUGAGCCGGAAACCAAGGUGGCCAUCAAAACAGUCAACGAAUCGGCUAGCUUGCACGAGCGCAUCGAGUUCCUCAAUGAAGCCUCCGUUAUGAAAGAGUUCAACUGUCACCAUGUGGUGCGUCUGCUGGGUGUAGUUUCGCAGGGUCAGCCCACCCUGGUGAUCAUGGAGCUGAUGACACGAGGAGAUCUGAAGAGUUACUUGCGCUCGCUUCGAUCCGCUGAGAACAUCUCCAGCUUGCCUUUGCCACCAUUGAAGAAGAUGAUUCAGAUGGCUGGAGAGAUCGCGGAUGGCAUGGCUUACCUCAAUGCCAACAAAUUUGUUCACAGAGACUUGGCAGCAAGGAAUUGCAUGGUGGCAGAGGAUUUUACUGUCAAAAUUGGUGAUUUUGGUAUGACACGGGACAUUUAUGAGACUGAUUACUACAGAAAAGGAGGCAAGGGACUGCUGCCUGUGCGCUGGAUGUCUCCUGAGUCCCUCAAAGAUGGAGUUUUCACCACCAUGUCUGAUGUCUGGUCCUUUGGGGUGGUGUUGUGGGAAAUAGCCACCCUGGCCGAGCAGCCCUAUCAGGGCAUGUCCAAUGAGCAGGUACUGCGGUUUGUCAUGGAGGGAGGACUGCUAGACAAACCUGACAACUGCCCUGACAUGCUGUUUGAACUGAUGCGCAUGUGCUGGCAGUACAACCCCAAAAUGCGGCCGUCCUUCCUGGAGAUCAUCAGCAGCAUCAAGGACGACCUGGAGGCGGGUUUCAAGGAGAUGAGCUUCUUCUACAGCGAGGAGAACAAACCUCCGGACACGGAAGAGCUGGACAUGGAGAACGUGGGAGCCAUGGAGAACGUUCCUCUGGAGCCGCCCUCCAGCCUGCAGCCCCUGGCGCCCUCUCUGGCCUCCCCUCAACAAUGCGCCCCUGCGUCCCAGGGCUCCUCCACCCCGGCCGGCCCGUCCUCACCGCCUUCCUCCCCCAGCUCCACGGACAAGCACCCGCUCCCCGCGUCUGCGGCGAACGGGCCCUCGAUGGUUCUCCGGAGCCCGUUUGACGAGACCCAGCCUUACGCUCACAUGAACGGGGGGCGAAAGAACGAGCGUGCCUUGCCUCUGCCCCAGUCGUCGGCUUGCUGAUCGAUGGUUUCCGGACACGUCUCUGUCUGUCAAGCCACUGUGUGGUCUCCUGAGAAGAAAUAUGAAAUUAAGAGACAAGGAAAAACAAAAUGGUACAAACUGGGAGUCCAAGGCAAUCGAUCUUUUCAAUCAUACCUCAACGGACAAAGUUUGGAUUUCUUUGUUUUUUGUGUUUUGUCGAUUGAAUCGGUGAAUUGAUUGACAUGAACGCAGACUGGAUCACUGACUGAAAAAUCAUGACCUUCACUCUUGCACUCGAUAGGCUGUUCUAGACUGUUUUUGUUAUGUUUUGUUACUUUUCUAAACUUCCAAAACUGGUUUGAAGGCCUGUCAGAGCCAGUGGUGGUACGGUGGCAUUAUUACGACACGCUCUGCAUAUCUCUAAGCCAAUCCAACAGCAUCUUGUUUCCAAUGACAUGCAUCUAAAUUAGAGAUUUAUUUUCUCCCGGCCGUCUUAGAAGUUCGUUCCCAUGACCCAACUCCGAUCUGGGUAUGGAGAUCUUCAGCUUCCCCUUCCUGGAAAUCAUCUGGCUGCGCAACUUUUGUGGAGAAGAAAUUCUCAAAUCUGCCUAAUGUCUGUUCUUUUUUUAUGUUGCCAAAUUGUCAUUUAAUUCCCCUGGCAUUUAUAUUCCUCAAAAUACAUACGACAGUUUUUUUUUUACCCUGGUGAUCCAAACCUGCUUAAAGGAAUAGUUCCUCCAAAAAUGUAAAUUUGCUAAAAAUUUACUCACCUUCAGGCCAUCCAAGAUGCAGAUGUUUCCUCAUCGGAACAAAUUUGGAGAAAUUUUGCAUUACUUGCUCACCAAUGGAUCAUUUGCAGUGAAUGGGUGCCGUCAGAAUAAGAGACCAAACAGCUGAUAAAAACAUCACAAUAAUCCACAUCACUCCAGUCCAUCAGUUAACAUCUUGUGAAGUGAAAAGCUGCGUGUUUGAAAAAAAAAAUAAAAAAUAAUAAUAAUUUCAAACUGUUGUAUCCGGCUAAAAUACGAAUCCAUAAUAACACUUCCUCCAAUUACUUGUGGAUUAUUGUGAUGUUUUAAUCAGCUGUUCGGACCCUCAUUCUGACGGCACCCAUUCACUGCAAAGGAUCCAUUGGUGAGCAAGUGAUGCCGUGCUACAUUUCUCCAUGAAGAAACAAACUCAUCUACCUGAGGGUGUGUUUUUUGGGUGAACUGUUCCUUUAAAAUCAAUAGAAAGAUUUCCCAGAUUCUUACUUUUCUGUCGUCUUGCAUUUCACGCUGAAUAAUUGCAAAGUCGAACAACAGAUGCAGCAGAUGUUGAAACUUUAAAAGGGAUUUGAAUAAAAAAAAAAAGAAGCUGAAAAGGUUUAAAAUUGUGGCUUUGUGGAGUUAAAAUGUUCUCUCGCUUGGUUGUUCAGUCAUACGUCGGACCACAGAGCGUGUGCAUUGUUUGUCGGUCACUUUUGUACCUUUUUUACAGUUCAGAUUGAUCAUCUAUAUGUCUGUGCUAAAAAAGCUGCUAUUUUGUUAUUGUUUUUCUUUUGUGGUUGUAAUAUAUAUAUAUAUAUAUAUAUAUAUAUAUAUGAGAUUUUUCAGGUGUAAUCCUUUGCCUUUCCACUACAGUCCAUUUUAUGAUGCUUAUAGUUCUGCAAAAUGAGAAAAACAGUAGGAGAUUCAUUCUAACAGUUGAUUUUUGCAAUGAAAAGUUGUUCAGUCCCUUCUGUUUUGAUAGAUUCACUCUCUUUAAAAGCUAAACUGGCAGUAAACACAAUCUUCUGUCUUCAUUGCCAGUAACGGCGGCACCCAGCGACGUGAUUCUGUAACAGCUCGACACUAUGUCUCUCAUCACAUUAAUGCGCAACAAAUACUCUCAGGUCAGAAUCCUAAACGUUUUGGUCUCAGACCCAAUGUGUUCUUGUCUCGCCAUUCAUUCCUCUUUAAAAAACGGAGUAUGACUUAAAAUUUGGCAAAUUUUGGUUUGAUUUCAUUGCUUAAACCUAGACUCGUCUCAUUCUUUACAUUGAUUGUUCAGCCUUAUUUGUGACUGAUCCUGCCGCAAUUGAAAGACCCUUGUCUUCUCAACUCUGCGUUUCCUUCCGAGCAGAGCCCGAUAAAUGAUUAUACAGAUAUGAUUCAGCAUAUCUCUAUGCAGAAGUUGUGUUUGUAACAUAGGUCACUUAUAUCGAUUUAAGAAAGUUUUUUUUUUUUUCAAAGGAAAAACUGUCACUUUUCGUUUUCCUCCUUUUUUAUGUACCUAUAUAUAAAGUACAUCUGACCUUUUUCAUGAAAAGGACAAUAUUACUGCUCUCUGUAUCUGGGUAAAACCUCAUAAACGCUACAAACCACAAUCUCGGAGUGGAGAAAUUACCGAGUUGUGGACAUUUUGUACGACUAGCUGCUUUCUUUCCUAUCGGAUCUUGCUUAAUAUUGUUGAUUAUUUAUUUGUGAGAUUAAAACAAGAACAGGUCUGACAAUUGACUCUAAAUGUGCUGGAAUGUUUCAUUUAUUCAUCUUUUAACUUGGGGGGGAGGGGGGUGGUCACUAGAUGGAAUAAUUAGAAUGGAUUUAUUUUUAAGUAUAUACUGGUUGUGAUCUCCUCUCCCUUUCAUGUCUCUGAAUCCCACUGUUGGCAUUGUUCUAUUUAAAAAAAAAUUGUCACACAUUCAUUGGAAUUUUACAUCUGCAUCAGAAACCAAAUGUUCAUUGAAACAAACCCUUCGAGUAUAAACGGAUGUACAGUUUUUGCUGCUAUUAGGUGCAUCAGACAUGCAUUACGAAGAGGUUUGUCUUGGGUUAUAUGAAUAUUUUUGUAACCAUUAGCAAACAAAUCGAAACAAAAUAUCAGCACGCAAAACCAUUUCAGUGUAAUUUAAAUAAAGCAGAUGUGAUAUAAAGGCGAAUGGUUGGAGAAAUGCUGCUAUCUUUCGCAGCAGUUAUUGUUCAUGCAGAUACUGAGCUGAUUAAAUUGAAAUAAUAUUCUGUGAAAUAUGUAAAUCCAGAACAAAUAAAGAUCCUGAAUUUUUCACUCGAAUAUCUUUAUAUAAGGGAAAUGUUUAUAAUUGCGAAGAGUUUUGGAGAAAAACAACAAAAAUGAUGAUCGUAUAGUGCCAACAAUGUAAUGUCCUUCCGAUGUUAGUAAUUUUUCCUGGUUUUUGUUUCUCACAGAUUGAACAAGACACCAUCCUAAUGCUCCUCUACUGACCAUCUCCUAGUAUAUAACACCCGACCAAUGGCUAAUUUCUCCAAUCCAGAUCUGUUAACUAUGGGCUAGAUAUUCUCAGGGCUGAAGGUGGCUUUGUACCCUGCUGCUGGAAACUGCUGCUCUCUAUCAUCUGACCAGAUACUCUUUCUGACAUCCAGACUGAUCAAGUGUGCUCUUAUGAGUGCGUGAGGGUUGAGAGGAGAGCAUUAGAGGUGUUUGUGAUCUGAUGGCGCCAUCUAGAACGGGUUUUAUGUCAUUUCAUUUCAGUCCUCGAUGCCUCAUGUUUAGUUGAUGUGUAUGUGUUGGUAUAUAAAGAGGGUUACAGAUCCAGAAUGGGAGGGGAGAAUGGAGGUUUUGUGGUCCAAUUCUGUUCAAACCUGGCUGUUCUGAUUAAAAAAAAAGGCACUUAAUAA
This is a messenger RNA of Carassius carassius (crucian carp), 8771 nucleotides long. RefSeq names its product insulin-like growth factor 1 receptor. The record is from RefSeq and is a predicted model, not a curated record. Gene Ontology annotation, molecular function: ATP binding; insulin receptor activity; insulin receptor substrate binding. The coding region runs from base 1018 to 5196 and encodes 1392 amino acids. Gene Ontology annotation, cellular component: insulin receptor complex; axon; membrane. Lineage: Eukaryota; Metazoa; Chordata; Actinopteri; Cypriniformes; Cyprinidae. Gene Ontology annotation, biological process: glucose homeostasis; multicellular organism development; protein autophosphorylation. The transcript is spliced from 21 exons.